CGACCGCCGCGUCGUCUGUCGCUCUUCUCGCAUCAGCACUUCGGCGUCGCCGCCGCGCUCGCGCGACGCAACGUCGUCGUCGCGACCGGCACCGCGUCCGGGAAGUCCGUGUGCUACAACGCCCCGGUGUUACAGGCGUUGACGUCGGACGCCGCCGCCACCGCGUUGUAUCUGUUCCCGACCAAGGCGCUCGCGCAGGACCAACUGCGCGCGUUGCGCGUGAUGCUUCGCGCCGCGGCGGCCGCGGGCGUGUACGACGGCGACACGAGCGACGCGGAGCGCGCGAGGAUCGAGCGCGAGGACCGGCUCGUGAUCACCAACCCGGACAUGUUGCACGUCAACGUGUUGCCGAACCACAGAAAGUGGCGCGCGAUGUUGACCGGUCUCAGGUACGUCGUGAUAGACGAAGCGCACGCGUACCGCGGCGUGUUCGGAUCGCACGUCGCGCUCGUGAUUCGAAGGCUCCGACGGCUGUGCCGGGAGCUGUACGGCGGCGAGCCGACGUUUAUCGUCACGAGCGCGACGAUCGCGGCGCCGGGGAACCACGCGCGGGAUUUAGUCGGCGCGUUUCCGAUCGCCGCCGGCGGCGGCGGCGGCGGCGGCGGCGACGGCGGCGGCGGCGACGAUGACGACGACGACGAACCGCACGGGUGGGUCGUCGUCGACGAUGACGGGUCCCCGUGCGGCGAGAAGACGUUCCUGAUGUGGAACCCGCCGGGCACUCUCGGCGUCUACGGCUCCGGUCCUCGUCGGACGUCGCCCGUCGUCGAAAUCUCCGCGCUGCUCGCGGAAUGCGUCCGCCACGACCUGAAGUGCAUCGCGUUCUGCAAGACGAAGAAACUCUGCGAGCUCGUGCUCAAGUACACGCGCGAGGCGUUGGCGUCCACGGGCGCGCCGUCCCUGUGCGGCUCCGUGCUCGCGUACCGAGGCGGCUACUCGAGCGUCGAUCGAAGAGCGAUCGAAAAGGCGCUCUUCUCCGGCUCCGUCCGCGGCGUCGCCGCGACCAACGCGCUCGAGCUCGGCGUCGACGUCGGCGCGCUGGACGUCACGCUGCACCUGGGUUUUCCCGGGACCGUCGCGUCGCUGAUACAACAAGCCGGGAGGGCGGGUCGCAGAGGGAAACGCGCGCUCAGCGUGUACGUCGCGUUCGACGGGCCGCUCGAUCAACACUUCAUGCGGUCGCCGGCGAAGUUGUUCGGCCGACCGAUCGAGCGCGCGGCGAUCGACCCGUGUAAUCCGAGCGUGAUGGAAGCGCACGUCGCGUGCGCGUCGCACGAGAUGCCGUUAGACCCGCGCGUCGCGCUGGAGGUGGUGUGCGAUCGGCUCCGCGAGAGGCGACUCGUCGUCCCGGACGCUUCGCUCCUCGGCGAGUGGAAGGCGUCGCUCGACGUGCGGCUGCGCUGGUGCGGCGCGUCUCCGCCCGCGAACGGCGUCAGCGUCCGCGCGAUCGAGGAGGAGCGGUACCGAAUCGUCGACGAGCGAACCGGCGAGUGCGUCGAAGAGGUGGAGCGAUCCAAGGCGUUUUGGGAGGUGUACCCGGGCGCGGUGUACAUGAAUCAGGCGCGGACGUUUCUGUGCGUGUCCCUCGACGUGAAGAAACUGACCGCGGUCGUGCGUUUAGCGGACGUGAAGUACUUCACGAAGAUGGUGGACAAGACCACGGUCACGACGCUCGCGAACGCGUCCACGACGGUGGCCAGCGCGCAGUCGGCGCGGGCGGAGGUCGCCGUCACGUUUUUCGGCUACCGCAAGAUAUGGCACGCGUCCGGGACGUGUUUCGACACCGUGCCGCUGAGGGAGACCCUCCCGGACGUGUCGUACACGACGAUCGCGGCGUGGGUGCGCGUCCCGGACGUCGCGCGGAGGAUGUGCGCGGACGCGGGGGUGGAAUUUCGCGCGGGCGUCCACGCGGCGACGCACGCGGUGAUAAACGCGUUGCCGCUUUACGUCAUGGCGGACGCGAGCGACGUCGGCGCGGAGUGCGAUAAUCCGCACCACGACGGGCAUUACCGGGCGAGUCGGCUGUUGAUUUACGACCGGCACCCGGGCGGGGUCGGGAUCGCGCGGCAGGCGGCGGGGUUGUUUCGGGAGUUGCUCGUCGCCGCGCUCGAGUUGGUCGAGGGGUGCGGGUGC
This is a messenger RNA of Micromonas pusilla CCMP1545, 2133 nucleotides long. RefSeq lists its product as uncharacterized. NCBI's taxonomy places the organism in Eukaryota, Viridiplantae, Chlorophyta, Mamiellophyceae, Mamiellales, Mamiellaceae. The record is from RefSeq and is a predicted model, not a curated record. Gene Ontology annotation, molecular function: nucleic acid binding; ATP binding. The annotation marks the transcript as partial. The transcript has 6 exons.